AUGGCACCAGUGUCUUUCGACCUCUUCCGGAUUCCCUUUUAUGGCCUUGUGGCUGGGGCUGUCAUCAUUACUUUAUCGUUGGCGAAAAUUGUACAAACCUUUCAAAGAUGGAAGUACGUUCGUGAGAACGGCUGCCAGCCGCCAGCGCACUCUGUGUCCCAUGGCUUGUUCGGCAUUGGCAUGCUCAUGGAACUAGCCAAAGCCGGCCCCGAGCACAGGUUUCUUGAACUUCUUCGCGGCUGGCAUCGAAGCUACGGUACGACAUUCAAGGCGAGAAUCGCCAAUCGAAAUAUCAUUUUCACCGUCGACCCACGGAAUAUUCAAACAGUCCUCGCGCUGAAAUUCAAAGACUUCGGAGCGGGUUCAGCUCGACUAGACGCACUCCGUCCACUCUUGGGCAAGGGCAUCUUCGGCGUAGACGGUGCCGAGUGGGAACAUUCACGGGCUCUCCUCAGGCCGAACUUCUCGCGCACUCGGAUUAACGACACUGAAUUAUAUGAGAACCACGUUGCCGAGCUCAUCCAGCAGAUUCCGCGUGACGGAUCAACCGUCGAUUUACUUCCGCUGUUUCUCAAGGGGACUCUCGACACCGCUACCGAGUUUCUCUUCGGAGAGUCCGCUCACUCUCUGCGCAGAGAAGGGUCUUCUGCAGGUGCGCAAUUUGCAAAAGCCUUCGAUGUAGCCCAAUACAUCACUGCCAUGCGCUUCCGACUCGGAUCUUUGGGGAGGUUCUACCUCAGGAAGGAAUACACGAAAUCGAUUAGAGAUGCCCGCGCCUAUGUCGAAAGGUUUGUACAAAAGACGAUCGAUUAUCGUGUCGCAGCCAACAGCGGGCGGGAAGUUGAUCAAGACAUCAAGCGGUUGACUGAAAAUCAAUAUAUGUUCUCCUACGAGCUGUCGAAGCAAACACUUGACAAGACCACAAUAACAGAUCAGCUAUUGAGUAUUAUGUUUGCUGGUCGCGAUACCACUGCCAGCCUACUAAGCAUUGUAUUUUUCAUCUUGGCUAGAGAGCCUGAUGUGUGGACCAGACUUCGAAAAGAAGUGCUCGCUUUAGACGGACGAAAGCCAUCAUUCGAUGAUCUCAAAUCGAUGACUUACCUGACAUGGGUUCUCAACGAGACUCUCCGCAUGUACCCGAUCGUCCCCUUCAAUAUACGCCAGGCCAACAGAGACACGUAUCUUCCUGUCGGCGGUGGCCCGGAUGGAAAGUCCCCUGUUCACGUACCCAAGGGCCACGAGGUUCUCUUCACCGUAUACACAAUGCACCGGGAAAAUGAAGUCUAUGGACCCGAUGCGGAUGUGUUCCGCCCGGAGAGAUGGGAAAAGCUCAGGCCUGGUUGGGCGUACCUCCCUUUCAAUGGAGGUCCUCGGGUCUGCAUAGGCCAGCAGUUCGCGCUGACGGAAGCUGGAUACACUAUUACUAGAAUUAUGCAACAGUUUGAGGCAAUCGAAAAUCGAGAUCCGAAUCCCUGGACGGAGCAUUUUGGGUUGACCUUGUCAAACGCUAAUGGAACAAAGGUUGCUCUGACCCCUGUUCAGAAUUGA
This is a messenger RNA of Penicillium samsonianum, 1548 nucleotides long. RefSeq names its product cytochrome P450. Lineage: Eukaryota; Fungi; Ascomycota; Eurotiomycetes; Eurotiales; Aspergillaceae. The transcript has 4 exons. The coding region runs from base 1 to 1548 and encodes 515 amino acids. Gene Ontology annotation, molecular function: oxidoreductase activity, acting on paired donors, with incorporation or reduction of molecular oxygen; heme binding; monooxygenase activity. The record is from RefSeq and is a predicted model, not a curated record.